AUGGCAAACCAGCUGGCACAUAUCAAAUGGGUGACCGUGGUCGGAGAUACUACGCCCCUUGGCAAGGCAGUGGUGGAAGCCCUCAUUCCGCACCCUGGAUAUGUGCUGAGAGUGCUGCGGCCGGUCUCGUCGGAGGAGCCUGUGGCCCAACCUUACAUAGUGGUGGACAGGGUGCCAGAUGACUGGGACUCGGAGAUGACGAUGGACGCUCUUUCGGCGUCCCAUGCUGUCGUCAACUGCUUGGAUGUCACCUGGGAAAACCGAUGGAAGCACCAUCGGGUGGCCGAGGCUGCCUUCCGCGGCGAGGUGAGCCGGUACAUCCCGGCCACCUUUGGCUCAGUCGACUGCCGCAACCAGCAAGCCCGCCGUGCCCUCAAGCUGUACGAAGAGAAGUACAAGCUGCUCAAAUACGUCAAGGACAAGGCCCUGGGGCCCGAUAACAUCAUCGAGCACCCAGACGGCAGCCUCACCCGGCCUUUUUCGUGGACCAGCAUUGUGACUGGUCUGUUUCUAGACCGCGGCAUCAAGGACCGCUCGCUCAGCAUCGACCCGGCAUUGCGCAGAAUCGGCAUCUUCGACGGCGGCUACACCUACUGUUCGUACUCUACCGUCUGCCUCGCCGCCGCGGCCGUCCUGCGUGUCCUGGACAACCCGGACAAGACAAAGAACAAGGUGGUGCACGUGCAGAGCUUCUGCGUGUCCCAGGACGAGCUCAAGGCGUCACUUGAACGUGUCACGCAUGAACAAUGGACUCCCGUCAAAAUGGGUCCGCUAGUAUACACGCCUUUCCUUGUGAAUCUAGCGCAGAAUGAUCAUUUCGGGGCGACCCAAAUACUGAACCAUGUAGUGGGCGUGGCCGAGGGCGAAUAUGCUACGGAAAGCGGCCUCGAUAUGAGCGAACUCGGCAUGCCGAUGCAAAUGGAGCCCCUUGAUUAUGUCGUUAGAAAGGCUCUUGAACUUGAGGGAAACUAA
Lasiosphaeria miniovina is the source of this 972-nucleotide messenger RNA. RefSeq lists its product as uncharacterized. The transcript is spliced from 2 exons. Lineage: Eukaryota; Fungi; Ascomycota; Sordariomycetes; Sordariales; Lasiosphaeriaceae. The coding region runs from base 1 to 972 and encodes 323 amino acids. The record is from RefSeq and is a predicted model, not a curated record.